AUGGCGCCACUAUUUCAGAGAGCCACGUAAGGUGACUUUAAACAAAGGUACGACGGGCUUGGGGUUUAACAUCGUCGGCGGGGAAGACGACGAAGGUAUUUUCGUUUCAUUCAUUCUAGCAGGAGGCGCUGCUGAUCUUAGUGGUGAACUCAAGCGGGGCGAUCAAGUACUCUCGGUAAACGGGGUGGACUUGAGGCACGCGACGCACGAAGAAGCAGCGGCAGAAUUAAAAGGAGCUGGGCAGUCCGUCACUAUGGUAGUACAAUAUAGACCAGAAGCCCAAUUCAAGACAACAGAUGCUGCUACAUAUCGAUGGAUAGACACGCGACAGUUUUUAAAGGAAUGUGACAAUUCUAAGAACCACAAGAUCUAA
Messenger RNA from Limulus polyphemus (Atlantic horseshoe crab), 373 nucleotides. Its product is annotated as disks large homolog 4-like. Gene Ontology annotation, cellular component: postsynaptic density membrane; neuromuscular junction; neuron projection. The annotation marks the transcript as partial. The record is from RefSeq and is a predicted model, not a curated record. NCBI's taxonomy places the organism in Eukaryota, Metazoa, Arthropoda, Merostomata, Xiphosura, Limulidae. Gene Ontology annotation, molecular function: protein binding. Gene Ontology annotation, biological process: chemical synaptic transmission. The transcript is spliced from 4 exons.